UAGUAAAUUUAGUAGAGUUUUUGGAAAAUUUAAGGGAUUUUUGGGAAUUUGAGGGACAAAUUGGGUGGUUAAGGGUAAAGGAAGGGAGAUGAAGGAAGGAUUGGGGGGUUUUGAGGAAGGUGGGUUUGAUGGGGCAUUUUAGGGGAUGAAGAGAGAUAGAGUUACGAUGGAGAGUUUGGAAGAAGUAGGUUUGUGGUGGGAGAGUAAAACUUGGGAAACAGUAUGAGGAGAGAAUUAAUAAUUUAUUAAUAAACCCCAAAUUGGAUUUGAAAUUCAAUAAGACUUAGCUAUUUUAUUAGAAUAAACAUUUAUCAAAUUGUUAAUAUCUUCUUUUAAGACAAAGGAAAGUUUCUCUGAACCCUCUCGAAAUAUAAAUGAGCCCAAAAAUAAUUUAAUCUUCGCCCUCAUGUAAUCAUGCUUAUAUUCAAAGAGAAAAUUUUGAUGAAGAACAAGAUCUCUGAAAUCUUAGAAGGCAUGCAACAAUACGACCAAAAGGAUAAGAAAAGAGCUUAUAUCCCAGUUAUUCCAAAAUAUGUGCUUACUUCUCGAAAUAAUAAAUAAAAAUACAGGCUUGCUUCAUCACACACGUAAAGGCUUCAAUGAACUCCAUAUUACCAUAAAGCCAGAUCUAUAGAACAACUCUGCAACGAAAUAUAAUCAUAGGGAUUAUCCCAGCAUUGAGAAAAGUUUGAGAAAGUUUGUGAGCUUAAGUCCUAACAGAAAUAAUAGCCCUACAUUGGCUAAUUUUCCUUUAAAGAACCACACUUUGGCCAAAACUAAAAAGAUCGAAUCGCCACAACUAAGUCUUAAAAAUAGUCUUUUACUACAAAAGAUAAAUGAGGGUGUCAAGAAAUCUUCUAAAAUAACGAAGAAGGUUCCUUUAAUCCCAGAAUAAAAAGUAGCUAAAAUGAAAAAAUUAAGAAUCUAUUAAAUACUCAAACUCCUCUAAGAAUUCCCAAAAACGUAUGAUACAAAAAUAGAGGAGGAGAGAUUAUAGUAGAGAAACCAAGACAGCUAUCACCAGCACCACAUAUUGCGACUCCAGUUACUUCUUUCACUUCAACUUGCCUAAAAUGUGCUAAAGAUGAAUACUCUUGUAAUAAAUUUCAGAAAUCUAGUAUCUUUUAAUCGAUCAGGAGAACUACUCAUAAGAUACUCUAAUCAGGCCUUCCUUCUUAAUGGUCAAAAGAUGACUAGAUUGCCUUCACGAAACUUAGUAAAUAAAGCAAACAGCAGAAGUUUGGUAAAGGACCUUAAAUCUCAAAGACUAAAGAGAAUACUAAAAGGCACACAGAAGAAGAGGACUAACAUGUGUGGGAUCUCUGCAUGGAAAGAUACUGAAGUGAACCCAUUCGACAUCUAUCUGCUUAAAAGAUAAGCCACAUAUCUUACUCUCUUAAUACACUCC
This is a messenger RNA of Moneuplotes crassus, 1408 nucleotides long. Lineage: Eukaryota; Ciliophora; Spirotrichea; Euplotida; Euplotidae. The record is from the annotation of a GenBank genome assembly.